AGUCCCGGAUGAGAUUUGGCAACGUGCGCUACAGCCUCUCUAGUUUCGCGCUGAAAAGUAGCAACAAUAACCGAGUGAAAAACAAACGCGUGCAGAGCUGUCAGCGGUGUCGGGGGAAUUUUUACAACGAGCAAUAAUUAAAUACUUAAGUUAAAGCAAGUCAUUAGAGUUGUGCUGUGUGCGCAUAGCGAGUAAAACAAACCCAGUUGCAAUGUUAAAUGUGCUAACUUUAAGCACGCAAAGUCGCCGACGUCGGCGUCGCAGUUCGCAUUGUGUAUAAUAAAAUUGGCGAAAGGCGAAAUGAAUUGAGCAGGAUCCAAAGAGCAGGAGGCGGAGGCGCUGGGGGCGGGGCAGCCAGGAGCGGCAGGAUACGAUACUAGAAAGCAGAAGCGAAGAUGUGCGCGCACAAUACAAAAAAUUACAAAGCAUACUUUUGGGAGCGGCAAAUGGCCAAAAUCAACAGAAGCAGCAAAAGCAACACCAACACCAACGCCGAGGCUGCGACGCCAGCAGAGGCAGCAUCUCUAAGCCCGAAAACAAAAACAAAAACAAAGCCAGCAACAACAGCAGCAGCAACAACAGCGAUGUCACCGUUACAACGGAACCUACUCAAAUAAGCAAUAGGUUAGAGCAAGAGGGCACGCGAGCGCCACGAGAGAGCCCCGAAAGCGAGAGAGGGAGCGAGAAAGGUCCGGGAAAAUGGCCAACGCCUUGCGUGGGUGCAGUAAAAAGGAAAAGCAGCGGAUGAGGCUCAACUAAGAGACAAGCCAAGCACAGAGAGAGAAAGCGAGCGACAGCGAGCAUCGUAACUCGCACAGCUGCAAAGUAGAUAAAAUCACGUAUACGCCAUGGAGCCGGUCAUGAGUCUGGCAUUGGCCGCCCAUGGCCCGCCCAGCAUACUAGAGCCGCUGUUUAAGACCGUAACCACGAGCACAACGACCACCACGACCACGACGACCAGCACGACGACGACGACGGCGAGUCCUGCAGGGUACUCGCCAGGAUACCCGGGCACCACCCUCCUGACCGCCCUGUUCGAGAACCUGACGUCCACGGCGGCCAGCGGGCUAUACGAUCCCUAUUCGGGAAUGUACGGAAACCAGACCAACGGCACCAUGGGCUUCGAGACGAAGGGCCCGCGGUACUCACUGGCCUCCAUGGUGGUCAUGGGCUUCGUGGCGGCGAUUUUGAGCACGGUGACAGUGGCGGGCAAUGUCAUGGUGAUGAUAUCCUUCAAGAUCGACAAGCAGCUCCAGACGAUCAGCAACUACUUCCUCUUCUCGCUGGCCAUCGCGGACUUCGCCAUCGGCGCGAUAUCGAUGCCGCUCUUUGCGGUGACCACAAUCCUGGGCUACUGGCCCUUGGGUCCCAUUGUCUGCGACACCUGGCUGGCCCUGGACUACCUGGCGUCGAAUGCUUCGGUGCUGAACCUGCUGAUCAUCAGUUUCGAUCGGUACUUCAGUGUCACUCGCCCGCUGACGUACCGCGCCAAGAGGACCACCAAUCGGGCGGCGGUGAUGAUUGGCGCCGCCUGGGGCAUCAGCCUGCUCCUCUGGCCGCCCUGGAUCUACAGCUGGCCCUACAUCGAGGGCAAGCGCACGGUGCCCAAGGACGAGUGCUACAUCCAGUUCAUCGAGACCAACCAGUACAUCACCUUCGGCACGGCACUGGCCGCCUUCUACUUCCCGGUCACCAUCAUGUGCUUCCUCUACUGGCGCAUCUGGCGCGAGACGAAAAAGCGGCAGAAGGACCUGCCCAACCUGCAGGCGGGCAAGAAGGACUCCAGCAAGAGAUCGAACAGCAGUGAUGAGAACACGGUGGUGAAUCACGCCUCCGGCGGCCUGCUGGCCUUCGCCCAGGUGGGCGGCAACGACCACGACACCUGGCGACGUCCGCGCUCCGAGAGUUCGGCGGACGCGGAGAGCGUCUACAUGACCAACAUGGUCAUCGACUCCGGCUACCACGGGAUGCACUCGCGCAAGUCAAGCAUCAAAAGCACCAAUACAAUCAAAAAAUCGUACACCUGCUUCGGCAGCAUCAAGGAGUGGUGCAUUGCGUGGUGGCACUCCGGUCGCGAGGACUCCGACGACUUCGCCUACGAGCAGGAGGAGCCUUCUGAUUUAGGGUAUGCAACACCAGUAACAAUUGAAACUCCUUUACAAAGCUCCGUCUCCAGAUGCACCUCGAUGAACGUGAUGCGGGACAACUACUCGAUGGGCGGCAGCGUGAGCGGCGUGCGUCCGCCCAGCAUUCUCCUGUCGGAUGUCUCGCCCACGCCGCUGCCACGCCCACCGCUCGCCUCCAUUUCGCAGCUGCAGGAAAUGAGUGCGGUUGCGGCGAGCACGACGGCCAAUGUGCAUCCCACUGGCAAUGGCAAUGGCGCCAUCAACAUCAACAACAACAACAACAACACCAGCCACAACGGCAAUGGCGCAGUGAACGGGAGUGGGGCCGGAAACGGAAGUGGAAUCGGACUGGGAGCGACCGGAAAUGCGACGCAUCGCGACUCGCGCACUCUGCCCGUCAUCAAUCGCAUUAACUCACGGUCGGUGAGCCAGGACUCCGUGUACACGAUACUCAUCCGCCUGCCAUCCGACGGAGCAUCCAGCAAUGCGGCCAACGGAGGAGGGGGUGCCGCCGGUGCCGCUGGUGCCGGGGCAGCUGCCUCCACAGCCUUGAGCCUGCAAGGCGACUGUGCGCCCUCCAUCAAGAUGAUACACGAGGACGGGCCCACGACGACGACGCCGGCGGGGGCACCUCCUUUGGCAAGCGCCGCAGCCACCCGACGACCUUUGCCCUCGCGGGACUCUGAGUUCAGCCUGCCACUCGGACGGAGGAUGUCCCAUGCUCAGCACGAUGCCAGGCUACUCAACGCCAAGGUCAUACCCAAGCAGCUGGGCAAGGCUGGGGCCGCGGCAGCGGGUGGCGGAGUGGGCGGGGCCCACGCGCUCAUGAACGCCCGCAAUGCGGCCAAGAAGAAGAAGAAAUCGCAGGAGAAGCGGCAGGAGUCGAAGGCGGCCAAGACACUGUCGGCCAUCCUGCUGAGCUUCAUCAUCACGUGGACCCCGUACAACAUCCUGGUGCUGAUCAAGCCGCUGACCACCUGCUCCGACUGCAUCCCCACGGAGCUGUGGGACUUCUUCUACGCCCUGUGCUACAUCAACUCGACGAUCAACCCCAUGUGCUACGCCCUGUGCAACGCCACCUUCCGGAGGACCUACGUCCGGAUCCUCACCUGCAAGUGGCACACCCGGAACCGCGAGGGCAUGGUGCGCGGCGUCUACAACUAGAUAAUUAAUACUUAAUCACCCAUCAUCUGGCCGGUUAACUACUAGUAGUUGCAAUAAGUGUUGUGUGCUAGAAUUUUGGGAGGCAGUAAAACCAAAACUAGGCUUAGGAUUACCCAUUGACAAGCAGUACUGAUUUUUUGAUGUCUAGCCCCCGACUAUAUACACGCAUCACCAUUUCGAGAGGGUUGCCCCAAAUAAUUAUUGCCAGAACUGAGGUUUCGCGGUGUGAAAAUAAGUUUUAAGACAGUUUCAGAGGCGACUUCUGCGGUUCUACCUUGACAUAUUCCACCCACUUACCUCUUCCAGGCCCAGUUAGACCCAUGAAGCUCGACCAGCUGCUUCCAUUCAAGCCAAAGAUCUCAUUAAGGUGUCUUUAGACUAAUUCCCCAGGCAACCCUCCGCAGCACCUGAUCACAACAGAAUUAUCACGAUGAUCACGGUCCCAGGAGGCGGAGGAGAUUCCAUUUUGUUAGCGUUUACGUACUGUUAGGUAGGCACAUGCUCGAUGCAGAAGAAUUUAAUACAAAUAUAAUGGAU
Molecule: messenger RNA, 3827 nt
Organism: Drosophila erecta
Lineage: Eukaryota; Metazoa; Arthropoda; Insecta; Diptera; Drosophilidae
Gene: mAChR-A
Product: muscarinic acetylcholine receptor DM1
Exons: 5
Coding region: 849-3290 (813 amino acids)
Biological process (GO): adenylate cyclase-inhibiting G protein-coupled acetylcholine receptor signaling pathway; chemical synaptic transmission; G protein-coupled receptor signaling pathway, coupled to cyclic nucleotide second messenger
Cellular component (GO): synapse; plasma membrane; dendrite
Molecular function (GO): G protein-coupled acetylcholine receptor activity; G protein-coupled serotonin receptor activity
Source: RefSeq, a predicted model, not a curated record